CGCGGAGAAACUCUGUCGGUCAGUCGGGAAGAGGUGAGGGAGCGACGAAGGCGGUCCGGUCUUCUAAAUCCAAGCCUUCCAAGGACUCGGUUUAUGGUGGAUGCUGGAUCUCGAGGCAGUAUAUCCAUCAUGCCCAGUACCAGGUCACAGUCCCAGAGCCAGAAGAUCAUAGACUUUCCAAAGCGAAAAUCAGUCAGGACACUUCAGAAAUCGUUAGAGAAAAAGAAGGGUUCCCAUCUGGAUCCAGCCACAUCAUCGGACUCUUUGUUGUCUUCCCAAAAGAAGGUCUUGCCUCUCAGUCCCCGCAAACGCCUAGGUGAUGACAAUCUCUGCAAUAUUGCCCACUUGUUACCUUGCACCCCAACUAAGCAGAAUAAAAAAGAGAACAGCUUUCCAACAACUUCCCCCAAGGCCCGGACUUUACUCUUCAGUGAAUGUUCAGCCUCCAGGACUCCCAUCAAGUGUAACAGUUUGGCUCAGUCUCCAUUACAAAGGAGCCAGGAAACACCCACUACUACACAGUAUUGCUCUCUUAGAAAGGAGCUAGUAUGUACUCAGCUCUUUAAGCCAGAAGGCACCUGUUAUCAACAAGCAAAGAGUCUUCUGCAUGCAGCUGUUCCAGAUCAACUGCUUGCAAGGGAGAAGGAGACAAGUGUCCUGCUACGAUUCCUCCAGGAGCAUGUCUGCAGGAAGAAGCCUGGAAGCCUUUAUAUAUCUGGAGCCCCUGGCACUGGAAAAACUGCUUGCCUCAACAGAGCCUUGCUUGAUUUGAAGGCAGAACUCACUGAUAGUCAGAUCACAGUCUUAAAUUGCAUGGCCUUAAGGACCUCUCAGGCUGUCUUCCCAGCGAUUGCUGAAGAGUUGGGCCUGGCUGGAGCUGCCAAGGCAGCCAAAGGUGAUGUCAUCAGGAAGCUGGAGAAAUGGUUGACAUCAGAAAGUGCAUCCAUGGCUUUGGUUGUAUUAGAUGAGAUGGAUCAGUUGGAUAGCAGGGGACAAGAUGUACUCUAUACAAUAUUUGAGUGGCCUUCCCUUCCCAACUCUCGGCUCGUUCUCAUUGGUAUAGCCAAUGCCCUGGAUCUCACUGAUCGCAUCCUGCCCCGCCUGCAGGCCCGGCCUAUGUGCAGGCCACAGCUGUUAAACUUUCCCCCAUACAGCAAAGAUCAACUUGUUUCCAUUCUCCAGGAACGCCUGAAGAAGGUGUCAGGGGAGCAGGUGUUGGACAAUGCUGCUAUCCAGUUCUGUGCUAGAAAAGUCUCUGCCUUCUCUGGGGAUGCACGCAAAGCUCUGGACAUCUGCAGGAGAGCCAUUGAAAUUGUGGAGUCGGAUGUGAAGAGACAAACUAUACUUAAACUACUGCCUGCCUCUGACCCCCAUCCUAUGUCUUCAGGCAAAUCUCAUUCCAAAACAGCUGCAGACUCUGCAGUGCCAAAACGAGUGGGCCUGCGUCAUGUGUCCCAAGUGAUCUCUGAUGUGUAUGGUGACCGGAUGGCAACUGGUAACAGCUAUGGUGAUGCUUCUUCCUUCCCACUGCAACAGAAGAUUUUAGUCUGUUCUCUGUUGCUCUUAGCCAAGCAACAGAAUGCCAAAGAAGUUAACCUAGGAAAGCUGCAUGAAGCCUACAGCAGAAUUUGCCAGAAACAGAAAAUAGGACCUGUUGACCAAUCAGAAUGCCUCUCGCUCUCAGCUCUUUUGGAAUCUAGGGGCAUUGUGGGAUUCAAAAAGGCUAAAGAAGCACGGCUGUCUAAGGUCUUUCUGAAAAUAGAAGAGAAGGAUGUGGAGCAUGCCCUCAAAGACGGAAUCUUGGUUGGAAGCAUUUUGGCUGGGGGCCUUUAGAACUGUCGCUCUGCUCACUUGAACAUUUUGCCCUAUAUGUCUGUUAGCUUUAGGAACAGACUAAUAAACCCAAAAGUCCCAAAUA
Messenger RNA from Python bivittatus (Burmese python), 1918 nucleotides. It is a transcript of the gene CDC6, whose product is annotated as cell division cycle 6. The record is from RefSeq and is a predicted model, not a curated record. Gene Ontology annotation, biological process: mitotic DNA replication checkpoint signaling; DNA replication initiation; cell division. Lineage: Eukaryota; Metazoa; Chordata; Lepidosauria; Squamata; Pythonidae. Gene Ontology annotation, cellular component: nucleus. Gene Ontology annotation, molecular function: DNA replication origin binding; ATP hydrolysis activity.